GGGUUCAUUUUUUUUUAGAGCCAAAUCUUCCACGAAACUCAUUUCUGUCUUUUUUUUUCCUUUUCUCUCUUACUGACAAAGAGAACUUCACAAUCUCCGCUAAGAUUGAAUGUGUUGGAGUGGUGGUGUUGAUGGGGAAGGGGAGAACUAGGGCAGUUGAAACAGGGCAAAACCUGAGUGUUUCAUCGACUGGGUCAUUGAGUAUACCCUCGGGGCCGGUUUAUUACCCUAGUGAAGAGGAAUUUAGGGACCCAUUAGAGUAUAUUUAUAAGAUCAGGCCUGAUGCUGAGCCUUAUGGGAUUUGUAAGAUUGUUCCACCUAAAAAUUGGAGCCCUCCAUUUGCAUUGAAUGUGGAUUCUUUUACUUUUCCUACGAAAACACAAGCCAUUCAUCAGUUGCAGGCAAGGCCUGCUUCAUGUGAUUCCAAGACUUUUGAAUUAGAGUAUAAUAGGUUUUUGGAAGGACAUUGCGGUAAGAAAUUGAAAAAGAGAGUGGUUUUUGAAGGGGAGGAGUUGGAUUUAUGUAAAUUGUUUAAUGCGGUGAGGAGGUAUGGGGGUUAUGAUAAGGUUGUGAAGGAUAAGAAGUGGGGGGAGGUUUUUAGGUUUGUGAGGUCAGGGAAGAAGAUUUCAGAGUGUGCUAAGCAUGUGUUGUGUCAGUUGUAUAGAGAGCAUUUGUAUGAUUAUGAGGGUUAUUAUAAACUAUUGAAUUGGGAGAGGGGAAAAAGUUGCAAGAGAGGCAUUCAUGAGGACGCAAAAAGUGAAAAUAAGGUUAAAGUUUCUAGCUCCAAGAGGAGACGGAAGAAUAGUGACCAUGAGAAAGUUAAGGUCUGUAAGGUAGAGGAGGAAGAGCUUGAUCAGAUAUGUGAACAAUGCAGAAGUGGGUUACAUGGUGAAGUGAUGCUACUUUGUGAUAGAUGUAACAAGGGGUGGCAUAUAUAUUGUCUGUCACCACCAUUGAAGCAGGUACCACCAGGUAACUGGUAUUGCUUUGAGUGCCUGAAUUCUGAUAAGGAUAGUUUUGGUUUUGUUCCUGGCAAGCGGUUUACUUUGGAAGCUUUUAGGCGUUUGGCUGAUCGAGCCAAGAAGAAAUGGUUUGGAUCAGCAUGUGCUUCGAGGGUACAAAUAGAGAAAAAGUUUUGGGAGAUUGUGGAGGGAUCGGCAGGUGAGGUGGAAGUUAUGUAUGGAAGUGAUCUGGAUACUUCUGUUUAUGGGAGUGGUUUUCCACGUGUAAAUGACCAGAGGCCAGAAUCUGUUGAGCUUAAGGCUUGGGAUGAAUACUGUAGGAGCCCAUGGAAUCUCAAUAACUUGCCCAAGUUGAAAGGUUCAAUGCUGCGGGCUGUUCACCAUAACAUUACAGGUGUCAUGGUUCCUUGGCUGUAUGUUGGGAUGCUAUUCUCAGCGUUCUGCUGGCAUUUUGAAGAUCAUUGUUUUUACUCAAUGAACUAUCUUCACUGGGGAGAGCAAAAAUGUUGGUACAGUGUCCCUGGUAAUGAAGCUAGUGCUUUUGAGAAGGUGAUGCACGAUUGUCUUCCUGAUCUAUUUGAUGCACAACCUGACUUGCUCUUUCAGCUUGUUACCAUGUUAAAUCCAUCCGUAUUGCGAGAAAAUGGUGUUCCGGUCUAUAGCGUGCUACAGGAGCCAGGAAAUUUUGUCAUUACAUUCCCUAGAUCUUAUCAUGGAGGAUUCAAUUUGGGUUUAAAUUGUGCAGAGGCUGUAAAUUUUGCUCCUGCUGAUUGGUUACCACAUGGUGGGUCUGGGGCUGAGCUGUAUCAAUUAUAUCAUAAAGCUGCUGUGUUAUCUCAUGAGGAGCUUCUUUGUGUGGUGGCCAAGAGUGAUUGGGAUAGCAAAGCAUCAGCUUAUUUGAGAAAAGAAUUACUCAGAAUAUAUUCUAAAGAAAGGACAUGGAGGGAGAGGCUUUGGGAUAGUGGCAUAAGAAGAUCAUCUCCCAUGUCUCCUCGGAAAUCUCCUGAAUUUGUGGGUACUGAAGAGGAUCCAACAUGCAUCAUUUGUAAGCAGUAUUUGUAUCUUUCUGCUGUUGUUUGCCGCUGCAGGCCAUCUGCUUUCGUGUGCCUGGAGCACUGGGAACACCUUUGUGAGUGCAAAUCCAGGAAACGUCGUCUCCUUUAUCGUCAUACUCUGGCAGAAUUGGCUGAUUUAGUGCUUAUAGUGGAUAAACAUGCUUCGGAGGAAAUACCACAGAGUGAUGGUUUAGAAAGGAAUAUCUCAUGUUCUAAUGAAUUGAAUGCUUCGAAAAAGAAGGUUAAAGGUGCCCAUGUUACUCAUGCUCAACUUGCAGAACAAUGGCUUUCGCGCUCGUGUAAGAUUUUGCAGAAUCCUUUUUCAGGUGAUGCAUAUACUAAUCUGUUGAAGGAAGCUGAACAGUUUCUAUGGGCUGGUUCAGAGAUGGAUGCAGUCCGGAAUGUGGUAAAGAAUCUGACUGAAGCUUGGAAAUGGGCACAAGGAAUAAGAGACUGUCUUUUUAAAAUUGAGAACUGGCUUCCUGGGGGUGAUUCUGAGAAAGUUUCACUUAAAAGGGUUAAGAAAUUGCUUAGUUUUGAUCCUCUGCCCUGUAAUGAUCCAGGAUAUCUCAAGUUGAAGGAUUAUGCUGAAGAGGCCAGUUUGUUGGUUCAGGAUAUUGAUGCUGCUCUAUCAACAUGCUCUAAGAUCAAUGAGUUGGAGUUAUUGUAUUCAAGGGCUUGCAGCUCACGAAUCCAUGUGAAACAAAGUGAGAAGUUAUCAAAGAAAAUAUCUUUGGCAAAGGUCUGGAUAGACAGUGCAAGAAAAGUUAUCUCAAAUAAAUGUCCUGCAGCGAUUGAGGUUGACAUUCUUUACAAGUUAAAAUCAGAGAUAUUGGAGCUUCAGGUCCAAGUUCAGGAAACAGAAAUGAUUUUUGAUCUAGUAAGCCUGGCUGAAUCAUGUCAGGACCGGUGUAGAUCUGUAUUAAAUGGUUCUCUUACUCUAAAGGAUGUUGACGUGCUUCUUCAAGAAAUGGAGAGUUUCAGUGUUAACAUACCUGAGUUGAGACUUCUGAAGCAAUACCAGAUUGAUAUUUCUUUGUGGAUUGCACGUUUUAAUGGUAUUAUAAGAAAUGUCCAUCAGCGAGAGGAUCAACAAAAUGUUAUUGAUGAGUUAAAUCGCAUUUUAGAAGAUGGACAAUCUUUGAAGAUUCAAGUUGAUGAGUUGCCACUUGUGAAGAUUGAGUUGAAGAAGGCAUGUUGCAGGGAAAAGGCAUUGAAGGCAUGUGAUACUAAAAUGGCUUUGGACUUUCUUCAGCAACUGUUGACAGAAGCUGUUGUAUUGCAGAUUGAGAGAGAGGAUUUAUUUCUUAGUUUGUCUAGACAUCUUGCUGGUGCUCUGCAGUGGGAAGAAAGAGCAAAGGACAUGCUUGCACACAAGGCUCAGAUGUCUGAAUUUGAGGAUCUUAUAAGGACAUCGGAGGACAUAGUUGCUAUUAUGCCAUCUUUAGGUGAUGUCAAAGCUGCAAUAUCAGUGGCAAAUUCCUGGUUAAAUAAUACGAAGCCAUUUUUAGAAUCUGAUUUUUCUGGGUCAUCUGCAUCUUGUUCUUUGCUGCAACUUGGGGAUCUGAAGGAGUUGGUUUCUCAGUCAAGGUUUCUUAAGAUAACAUUGGAGCAACAAAGUCUGCUUGAAAAAGUUCUCGAAAAGUGCAUGAAAUGGCAGCAUGAUGCCUAUUCUCUACUGCAAGAUGUGGAGUGCCUAUAUGAUGUGACUGACAUUGGUGAUGGUCGGAGCAAUGGUCUUAUAUCAAAAAUUGAACAUCUUGUUAACUUGCUUGAAUCUGCCAUAAAAGCUGGUUUAUCACUUGGGCUAGAUAUUCCCGAGAUUCCAAAGCUUCAAAAUGCUUCUGGUACGCUGCAUUGGUGCAAUAAAGUCCUUUCUUUCUGCUAUUUGACUCCUUCUUACGAGGAUGUUGAGAGUUUGAUGGACAUUGUGGAACACCUUUCUAUCAUGCAUUCUUCAGGUAAUUUGUUGAACUCAUUAAUUUUUGGAGCUAAAUGGCUUCAGAAUGUCUCAAAGGUGAUUUCUGCAUCCGCAAAGUAUGCAUACACGUUGACUGAUGCUGAAGAAAUACUUGCUGAAUAUCAGGGUAUCAGGAUCUCCUUCCCAAUGAUGGUUGCACAACUUACAGAUGCUACCUGCAAACAUAGGUUGUGGCAAGAGCAAGUGCAUCAGUUUUUUAGUUUAGAAUUGGGGGAGCGGUCGUGGUCUCAAAUAAUGCAGCUCAAGGAGCAUGGAAAAGCUUCGUUCUUUACAUGUGCAGAGCUAGAUAUGGUCCUGGCUGAACUUGAAAAGGUUGAGAAGUGGAAGCAACGCUGCAUGGAUGCUGUAGCAAACUUUGCCGGGGAUGAUAACUCACUGCUCUGUUCCUUACAGAAGAUCAAACAAUCCCUAGACAGAUCUUUGCACAUAUACCAAAGGUCACCGGGUUCUGAGGAUUGGGAUUUUUUAACUUGUUCGACAUGCAAGGACAGCUACCAUUUGCAGUGCGUAGGAUAUAGAAGUCAUGCUAAAGAAGAGUAUGUAUGCUCAUAUUGUCAGAUUCUCGUGGGUGGAUCAAUACCUCACAAUGGAGUUGGCAUCGUGCGACAUAAUGGCAAGUAUUUGGACUUGAAGCUUCUCUCUGAACUUGUAUCUGUUGAUGAAAAUUUUUGUGUAAGGAUUGAAGAAAGAGAUAUAUUACAACAAAUUGUGGAUCAAGCUUGUGCUUUCAAAAAGUGUUUGACAGAGGUAGUGGACUUUGAAAUGCAUUGCUACGAUAAAGAUCAGUUCAGUGCUGUUGGCAAAAAACUCACUACUGCUUUGAAGGCCAUUGGAAUGGCAGGUGUAUAUGAUCAUCAAAGUUAUUGUGAUCUUGAGCGGGCAUUAGCAAGAUAUGCAUGGAGAUUCCGAGUUGCUAGAUUGUUAGAUGCUUUAGAGAAUGGUUUAGAAAAGCCUUCAAUCCAACAGAUUCAGCAGCACUUGAAAGAGGGAGAGGCAAUGAACAUUUUACCUGAAGAUUGCUUGAGAUUGAAGCUUUCGGAAUUGAAGGACAUUGGAUUACAGUGGGCAGAUUGUGCCAAGAAGGUUGCAACAGAUUCUGGGGCUCUUGGCUUAGAUGGAGUUUAUGAACUCAUCGCAGAGGGGGAAAGUUUGCCAGUUUGCUUAAAGAAUGAACUUGAGUUAUUAAGAGCUCGAAGUAUGCUUCAUUGCAUUUGUCGAAAGCCCUAUGAUGAGAGAUCAAUGAUUCCUUGUGGUCAAUGUGGUGAGUGGUACCACAUCAAAUGUGUUAAAUUAGUCUCUCCACCAAAGACUUAUAUCUGUGCAGCAUGUAUGCCUGGGACCGAAAACUUGGUGUCCAAUUUAGAAACAUUGGAUCAUGAGAGAUGUACAUUCGCAAAAUUUGUGGAGCCAAAGACACCCUCUCCUCGUCGACAUACAAAACCAAGAAUUGUGCCAAAGAAAUCUGAGUCUAUUCUCACUCAAAAGAUGCUUACAAUUAGAAAUAGGAAUAGGGGUAGUAGUUUAUUUGGUCAUCCGAGUGGGAUAGAUCGAUUAUGGUGGCGAAAUCGGAAGCCUUUUAGGAGAGCAGUUAAAAAACGUGCUGAGCUUGAUAGUCUUUCUUCAUUUUUCCAUAGACAACAAUAACCACAAGAAUAGCUGGUUGGAACUUGGCAAUCCAUUUCAUUAAUUCAAUUGAUUCUUGUGGCUGAAGCCAUGUAAUUUUUGCCAGCCCAAUAAUCAAUUAUUGGCAACUUUCACCUUGUCCUGACCUGGUUCAUUUUGGUUUCAAAUGUGACCUCCUCGACAUCAACAGCUUUAUUUACUCUAAUGGCUA
Molecule: messenger RNA, 5832 nt
Organism: Durio zibethinus
Lineage: Eukaryota; Viridiplantae; Streptophyta; Magnoliopsida; Malvales; Malvaceae
Product: transcription factor jumonji (jmjC) domain-containing protein
Biological process (GO): regulation of gene expression; chromatin remodeling
Cellular component (GO): chromatin; nucleus
Molecular function (GO): histone demethylase activity; DNA binding
Source: RefSeq, a predicted model, not a curated record